This is a messenger RNA of Peronospora matthiolae, 294 nucleotides long. Lineage: Eukaryota; Oomycota; Peronosporomycetes; Peronosporales; Peronosporaceae. The record is from the annotation of a GenBank genome assembly.
AUGUACGUUUGUGGUCGCGUUGAUGACUUGGCUUGUGUGGAAGGUCGUUUAGGUGGUACAAUAUGUAUUUUGUGCUUGUGCUUUUCCUCUUUUUUGAUGACUGCAGUAGCAGCAUGCUGGCGGUACACGUCUAAGACUGGAAGAUGCGUGUAUUUGAGCUCUGGUGUAUCGAAACAAGUCAAGACAAGCUUUAGUUGCGGCACGACGAAGCGCUGUUUCGUCAAAAUUGACGAAGUUGACACUCGCACUUCAAUCAUCAGUCCAGGAAAUGUUAAUGCGAUUGUAGGGCAAUAA